Acanthisitta chloris (rifleman) is the source of this 540-nucleotide messenger RNA. It is a transcript of the gene ASCL3, whose product is annotated as achaete-scute family bHLH transcription factor 3. Bases 1 to 540 code for a protein of 179 amino acids. Gene Ontology annotation, biological process: developmental process; regulation of transcription by RNA polymerase II. Gene Ontology annotation, molecular function: protein dimerization activity; DNA-binding transcription factor activity, RNA polymerase II-specific; RNA polymerase II transcription regulatory region sequence-specific DNA binding. The record is from RefSeq and is a predicted model, not a curated record. The transcript has a single exon. NCBI's taxonomy places the organism in Eukaryota, Metazoa, Chordata, Aves, Passeriformes, Acanthisittidae.
AUGCAGAACCUGAUGGAUGACAAAAGCUACUGUAACCUCAUCUGUGCUGAGACUCAGCGUGUGCAGGUGGCCAGGCCUUUCUGUGCUGACCCACUGGUCACCUUUCACGUGUACCCAGAAACCCCAAACCAGGCCACUUGCUCUGAAGAUUUCUCAUUCCUUCCUUUCAUGUCUGAGCACCUCCUCGCAAAGAACUUCUACAGUGAGCCCUGCAGCUUUCCUUACCAAAUGCCCCAUGCCAGUUUCCACAGAAAUGACUACUCCUAUGGGCCAGCUUUCAUCAGAAAGAGGAAUGAGAGGGAGAGGCAGAGAGUUAAGUGUGUCAAUGAAGGCUAUGCUAAGCUGAGGCAUCACCUGCCGAAGGAAUACUUAGAGAAACGGCUCAGCAAAGUAGAGACACUCCGUGCUGCAAUAAAAUACAUUAGGUACCUACAGUCUGUUCUGUACAGUGAUUCUGUGAUGGCAGGAAAAAGUGUUGUGGAGCCAAGCCAAGCACCCAAAGCAAUUAACAAACAAAACCAGUUUUUGAAGACCAUCUAA